Messenger RNA from Ochotona curzoniae (black-lipped pika), 679 nucleotides. It is a transcript of the gene CUNH11orf91, whose product is annotated as chromosome unknown C11orf91 homolog. The coding region runs from base 1 to 579 and encodes 192 amino acids. The record is from RefSeq and is a predicted model, not a curated record. The transcript is spliced from 2 exons. NCBI's taxonomy places the organism in Eukaryota, Metazoa, Chordata, Mammalia, Lagomorpha, Ochotonidae.
AUGCCGAAGGGGCGGCGCGGCAGCCACAGCCCCACGAUGAGCCAGCGGCCGGCCCCGCCCCUCUACUUCCCGUCCCUCUACGACCGGGGCAUCUCCGCGUCCCCGCUCAGCGACAUCAACAUCUGGAAGAAGCUCUUCGUGCCGCUGAGGACCAGUGGGACCCCGGCGGGGGCGGCGGCGGCGGCGGGGGGCCGGCCCCUGCCGCCCCAGGCGCCCUCGGCCCCCGCACCGCCGCCCGGCCUGGGGCUCCCCGCCGAGUGCCCCUGGCCUCCUCCCUGGCCCCCCGGCCUGGCCCCCAUCCCCUACGAGCCUCUGCGCUUCUUCUACUCGCCGCUGCCGGGGUCCGAGGUGGCUGCCUCGCCCCUGGGCCCCGGCUCCCCGGCCCCCCGGCUCGCCUCGGGCUCCCACCCCGAGGAGCUGUGCGAGCUGGAGAUCCGGAUUAAGGAGCUGGAGCUGCUCACCAUCACUGGCGACGGCUUCGACUCCCAGCGCUAUAAAUUCCUGAAGGCGCUGAAAGAUGAAAAGUUACAAGGACUGAAGACUGGGUCGCCUGGAAAGAAGUCAGCCUCUCCUUGCUGAGGCGCCGUCCCCGAGCCCCGCCCCAACCCCAAACUUGUUAGCUACCUGCUUAGCUGUUAGAGUACUUAGAUAACAUGUCCCGCUUACUGUUCUUUUCAAA